GUGUGUGCGCUCGUGUUGAUUGGCUGCCCAGCGGUGACCCCAGGGUACAUUUCCCUAGCCUCGAACCGUCCCGCGCUCCCCGCAGUUCUUCCACUUCCCCUCGGUGCAGCCCGGCAGGUCCACCACGCUUUCGACCCGCAGCAGGAUGACGUGUGAAGUCCACAGCGGCGCCGUGGAACAGGAGCAGGCCCGAGACUCCGAGGGCAGAGUUGUGAGGAGAGACGGUGUGCUUCGCUCCGUGCUGCGCGGCAUCUUCUGGCCAUUUGGCAUCGUGGUGCGUGCGUACCGCGGGGUUUGGUGGGUGCUGGGCUUCCAGCAGCCGAGAGAGGAGGCCCUCGUCAGCCCCGCGGCUCCCAGUCCCGCACGCCAGAGCCUCGCCGGCCGCAAGCGCCUGCACCGGGUCACACGCCUGCUGCUGUCCGUCCUGCCCCGCUGGCUGCAGGGCGCCAUGGGCUACCCGGUUUCCAGCAGCAUUGGACGGUCCCUCUCCCCCGAAAUCCGAGUCUCUCCCACUAAACCUUGUGGAAAAGGCAGCAAGAGGAAGCAGGAUGAGUUGGAUGAGGACGAGGAAGAAGAGGAGCAUCCCACCUGGGUGGAGGCCCUCAAUCAGGAGCUGGCUGACGACGAGGACCCUGAGGAGGAUCCAGACUAUGAGCCCAGUUCUGUUGAGACGGAGAGUGAAGAGUACCGCUCGCACAACAAUACGGAAAGCGACAUUGAGGUUCAGGGGAAAAUCGUAAUUGAAGAUGUAAACGUGGAUAUUGAUCCAUCCACUCCAGCUGAAGUCUCUUGUCCUCCUGUUUAGUGUCAUUGACUGUUUUCAAUAUUUUUGUAAGUUUCUAAUUAAUAACAAUAAAACGUUGUCCUUUGCCUUGACGUAGCUGUGUUCUCCCACUAGAUGUCAGUAACGAUAUGCGUGUUUUGCAAUGGAAAUAUGGUAAAAUGCUUCAGUAAUUUGCAUUGGUUUAUUUUAUGCAGUUAGUUUGCUUUCAAUUUGUGAAAGUUGCAUUAAAGUUGUUAAAACCGA
Molecule: messenger RNA, 1027 nt
Organism: Scophthalmus maximus (turbot)
Lineage: Eukaryota; Metazoa; Chordata; Actinopteri; Pleuronectiformes; Scophthalmidae
Gene: org
Product: oogenesis-related gene
Exons: 6
Coding region: 146-805 (219 amino acids)
Source: RefSeq, a predicted model, not a curated record